AUGGCGGUUGUCCAAUCGGCCUCAGAGCUUUUGGACUUACUAAAAGCCGAGACCAUAUCGGAUAGUUUAACGACAAAAAUAACAACUUUUAUUGAGUCUCAAGAUAAUGCAAACGACGAAUUGAAGACAAAAUAUGAGAGACUUCGUGUUGAUGCAGAACAAAAGUAUUUUGAUAUUGAACAACAGCUGAUCAGCAGUAACAACAAACUAGAGACUGAGUCAACAUCCAAUGAAGAGCUGAAACAGAGAGUGGAAGAAUUGGAAAGGAAAUACAAUGAGGCAGAGUCUAAAAGGAAAAGUUUACAAGAAUCUCAGGACAAUUCUUUAUCUACAAAUCUUCGUCUCAGCAAAUCAAAUGAACAACUGGAGCUGGACAAGAGAGAUUUAAGUGUCUUACUUGAGAAGAGGAAUAAAGAAAUUGAUAGAAUUAAUGAGGAAUGGAAGGAAUUGACUGAAAAGGUAUCAAGAGCCAACACAGAGAAAUGUGAAGCUCAAGCUAAGCUGGCAGAGGUGCAGAACGAGAACGUUACUCUAAAUUUUCAGAACAAACGGUUGGAGCAGGAAAAGAAUCAGAUACAGGGACUUUUAGAUCUGCUGGACAAACAGCUGUCUGACAAAACCAACGAGCUCCUCAAUGUCAAAAAGGAACAGACCUCCAGUCUUUUGGAAACUCAGAGCAAGUUAGAAGAAAAAUUUGGAGAAAACAAGUUCCUACAAGAAACAGUGGAAGCUCUGAAGUCAUCUCAAGGAGAACAAGCCUCGAAGAUUGAUGGGCUUAUCAGUAAACUGAAGGAGGCAAGAAAUGGAAUGGCUCAGUCAGAAGAUCAGUUUAACCAGGAACUGCAAGCCAAAGGUCGUCUCAUAGACCUGUACAAGACUUCUAAAGAAGAAGCAGAAAACAAAGUGAAGGAGUUGACUAGUGCUGUUGAAGAACUUAGGACCCUGUUGAAGGAAGCAGCCACUGCUCAUUCUGAACUUGAAAACUUGAAGGAGGAGGAAGCAAAACACUUCAGAGUGGAUAUUGAAAGUCGAGAGGAGACAAUUGAGAAGCUGAGACAAGAAUUGGUCAAUGCUAAUGACCUUCUAGAACAGACCAAGAAUAGAAUUGCCAGCGAGGACCAGGUAGAGAGUAUGUUUCCUACAGCUGCAGUCACCAGUAAAGUGCUUAAGUCUGGCAUGUCGCUCACACAGAUUUACAAUGAAUACGUCCAGGCCUCUGAUGCUCUUAUGCUUGAGAAGGAAGAAAACCAGCGUCUUAACCAGUAUCUCACCCAAAUUCUUCAGGAGAUAGAGGAGAAAGCCCCACUACUGAAGAAACAGAGACAGGACUAUGAAAACUCUCUGUCAAACAUAGAACAGCUAACCAGACAACUGGACUCCUCCAUGCUGGAAUCUCAAAACUUGCGGAUUGAAGCUGAUGACAUCAACAGGAAGUACAAUCACAUGCAGCGAGAGAACCAGAAACUCCAGCUUCAGACGAAUGACCUGUCAAAGCAGCUCCGAUACAUUCUGAAGGAGAUGGCCGAGUUACGAGGAGGACGUGUGGUUCGGGAAGUAGAACAGCCAUCUGCAGAAGUCAGUAGUUCAUCCCAAGUUAUCAGUGACAAACUGGUCACCUUCAGAACGAUAGAGGACCUACAGGUUCAGAACAUACGCCUGUUGACAGUGAUACGAGAACUCAGUGACAAACAGGAACAAGAGGAGAAAAUAGCCACUGACUCUAAGACGAAGGAGCUGAAAGAACAACUGGAAAUUGCCAAUGCAGAGAUACAGGAGUUGAAAUCUAGUCGAGAUAAACAAAUCAAAAUGGUGGAAAGUAUAGUGAGACAGCGAGAUAUGUUUAAAGUGCUGAGCCAGUCUGGGAUGACUGUGUCACAGUCCAUGACUGAUGGAAUGGAGAUGAUCACCCCGGUAAAGCAGUCUCCAGGUGUGGUGAGUCCAUCAUCAGAUAAGGCCUUACAGGACAUGAAAACUGCCCUGACUCAGCUACAGGAAGACUUCACUAACUACAAGAAGGAGAAAAAAGAAAAUGAAAAGAUCAUGGAGGAGGAGUUAGAGAAGUACAGAAGUGGUCUAUCAUCCAUGACUGUCCAGAAUGCAAAGAUGUCCUCCCAGGUGGAUUAUUCGGCCGAGAAGUACAAAGUGUUACAAGGUAACGCAGAGGGCUACAGGAAGGAGAUAGCAGCACUGAGGGACAAAGUACAGAAGUAUUCAGCUAGUGUUGCUAAACACGAACAAACCAUCAAUAUUCUCAGACAGGAUCUAAUGUUGUCUAAGGAGAACUUCGCCCGCACAGAUACCCAGGCACAAAAUCUACGCGUAGAGAAGGAGCUGUUGAAGCAGUCAGAGUUACGCCUUCUACAAGACGUAGAGUCGAUGAGACGGGAGAGACACUCUCAGGCCAUGCUCAUGGCUAAUCUUGAGGCCAUAAAGAAUAAUAUAGAGCAUUCUGAGUCGGAAACCAGAAACAGAUACACCAAUAAGAUUGAUGCUCUCGAGAUGGAGAACAGCAAUCUAACCAGAAAACUUCAGUCUGCCCAGGAUGAACAGAAAACUAUAACAACCAUCUUUGAGAGUCAGAUAAAAGAAAUCCGCAGUCAGCUGGAACAGGAACUGGAGAAUCAUGAAGUAGAUAAAAAACAUAUCAGAGUAACACAGCAGGAACUGGAGAGUGUAAAGAUCCAGUUGGCAGCAGCUGAGACAAAGCUAGUGUCAGCAGAGACGAGACUUGCUAAUACUUCAACCAAUGUCACAGAUUCCUCUGGUGGUAAUAUUGAGGCUGUAAAUGAGGAACUGAAGGACCUGCAGUCACAACUGGAGCAAUCCCAACAGACUAUCAGCAUGCUGCGAGAUCAACUCAACAAAUCCCAGGAUCAUAUAGAGAAUUACAAGGCCAUAGCUGAUGGGCUCCAGAAGACCAUGGAUGAACAAUCAACGGCCAACAACCAGUUUGAACAGAAGUUUGAAGAAAUGUUGGAAGCUAAGAAACAUGCUGAGAAGAGGACCGAGGAAUUUGAAAAGGAGCAUCAAGAUUUACUGAAUGAGAACAUUCGUGUUUCAGAAGAAAGUCACAAACUGAAUGCUGAUUUGAGGAAGCAGUUAGCUUGUCUACAGAAUGAGCUGCAGGAAGCUGUACAGCGACGAGAGGAUGCCAUUGCUAAAGAGGAAAAAGCCAUGCAAGAAUAUCAAUCACAAACAAACCUGGCUUCAGAGGUUCAGGAUAAGUAUCAGAGAGAACUUAUACUACAUGCAGCUGAUGUGGAAGCACUGACAACAAUAAAAAAACAGAUGGAAGAGUUCAACGAAAAGUUGGCUACAGAACAGGAAUGUCGUGUAAAAGCGGAGAAAAUUCUGGAAGAAUCACAGGGGUCGUGGGUGGAGCAGGAGAAAACGCUCAAAACAGAGUGCGGGCGUCUGCAGAAGAGGAUUCAGGACUUCUCUCAACAAAACAAUCUAUUGCAUCAACAAAUAGAGAAGAUGAGUCGGGAUGUAGUGGCUGUCCAACAAGCAGUCAGUCGCAGCGAGACAUUUUCCUCCACAUCUGAGGACACCGCUAAGUCAUCAGAACAACUGUUAGAAGUAGUGAAAUUUUUGCGUCGUGAGAAAGAAAUCGCAGAGACAAAGCUUGAGAUUGUGCAGUCAGAGUCCAAGACAGUUCGUCAACAGCUUCAACGUGUACAGCGUUCUCUUGAGGAAGCUAAUGAUGCUGUACGUGAGGAGAGGGAACAGUCUCAGACUAACUUACAGACAGCAGCACAGCAUGCUGAGUUGAUGAGGAAGGUGGAGAACCUCAACCUACUCACAGACAGUAAUCGUCUACUGAGGGACGAGAAAACCAAACUGGAGCAGCAGGUCCAGACACUGGAGGCCAAGAUUGUAACCCUUGAACAGAGCAUUGACCCCUUACAGUCCAGUGUUAGAGACUCUCAAUCCCAUCGAGAUGCCAUAGGAGCUGAGAGAGAUGCCCUGAAGAAUGAGGUAGAGAGAUGGAAGUCCCGCACAAACCAUCUGAUAGAACAGGCGAACAAGACGGACCCAGAGGAGCACAGGAAACUCAUACUUGAGAAGGAGACCAUCAGGAAAGAUGUGAUAAGGUUGACUGAGGAGAAUCACAGGACAAGGGCUGAAGUAUCCAGACUUACAAACAGUCUGACAGUGGCACAAAGAGAAACCGGUUCCAGCAAGCAAGAGAUUGAGAAACUGCAAAGAGAACUCAAUGCAAGCAAACAGGAGACAGAGAAAUUCCAAAAGGAAGUUGAAGUUAAAGUGGCUGAAACUGAAGCAAAGGACAAUGAAAACGAGGAGAAGACCAAAACCAUUAACCAGCUAAAGAAGAUUGGACGGAAGUACAAAGAGCAAGCAGAGGCUGCACGUAAGGAACUGGACGACCUUCAGGCCCAGCAAGCUGCCAAGAGUCAGGAACCAGCUCCACCUAGCAAGGAGGCCAUUGAACAGGCAGUGGGUCCUGUCCAGGAGAGGCUUACUGCCACAGAGAAAGAGAGAGAUGAACUUAAACAGAGGCUCGAGCAGACGACGACUGAAUCAAACUCAUCAAAGGAACAGUUCUCAAAACUUCAACAGGAGCUGACACAAAGUAAAGAGGAACAUACGAAAGUCAAGGAAGAGAAUACAGACUACGAAAAAAAACUCAACCAGUCACGGAAUGUCUUACAAGCAGCAAAGAAAAAGAUUGGCUCUCAAAACGAACAGAUAGAAAAACUCACAACAGAAAUGAAUGAUGUAAAACAGAAACUGGCAGUUUCUGAAAAACAGAUUGUGUCAGCUUCAGAAAAGAUGAAAGGGGAUGUAGAACAGCGCGUGAUGGCAGUUAAGUCAGACUUAGAAGAGAAACUUUCCAAAAUGGAGAAAGAGUUGACAGAAACAAGAGUAAUGAAGGAAUCGGCCGGCAACACCGUUUCUGAACUACAAGCUGUCAUACAGAGAUCCCAGGAAGAGAAUACAGAGCUACAGACCAAGAUACAACAGUUACUGAAACAAAUUGAAUCACAGCAGACCAAGUCUGUUCCACCGCAGCCACAGGUAGCUCGACCCUCAGCCACUGUCACGGUAGAGCGAGUCAGUGCGCCUACCUCUGAAGCUCCAAAGACAGCCAACAUCCGGCCAAUGGCAUCCCCCGUACCUGUAACACCUCGGACACAGCCAGCUCAGAUUCAGCCCCAAUCAGCUGCCACCAAAGCCACUGCCAGUAUUCGACCUAUGGCCAUUGCUCCAACAACAGUGGCACCAAGCAGUGGCCCCACACCAACAGCCACUGUCAUGCCAACAACCGUGUCUGUACAGGAUAAUCAGGAGAGUUCUCAAGUGUCCCAGCUGUCACCUGCCCUGGCUCGCCCCACCCAGCAUGUCCAGAGAGUUACUCCACAGGUGGAAACUGGCACAGAACAAACAGCUGUCAUUACGGAGAGUGAGGUAGUCAGUGGGCACACAGAGACAGUCGCUGUGGAUCCACAGCCUUCAACAUCAGCCUUCGACAACCAAGCGACCAGCGCUCAGCUCAAACGUUCACGUGAUGACAUGGAAGGACAUGACGAGGAAACAGAAUCUAAGAGAACAAGAGUGUCCCCAGACCAGCCAGGACUUCCAUCUAUCACUGUCACUGACGAGCAUGCCAACACAAUGUCCAUACCAGAACACGGGGGUGUGGCUACUCAGGAUCCUGAGGUCACAGGGUCAGAAGUCCCAUCAGACACUCUUCCCACUCAGAUUUUUGAAUCGUCCAUGGACCAGGUUUAUGAUAGUCAGGCCACGAUGACCUUUGAUACUCAGCAAGGACAAAGAGAAAUGACACAGGAAAUGACAGAGGAGAGGAAUGAGAUGGAGGAGGAGGAGGAGGAGGACGAUGAUGAUGCAGUUAUUGUUGUGGAGAGUGAUGAAGAAGAUGAUGAGGAAGCAGAAGAUUAUGAUGAGGAUGAUGAUAAUGAAGGAUACAAUGAGGAUAUGGGAGAUUACGAUGAGGACGACGAGGAUGACGAUGACGAACAAAUCCAGGAUGAUGAUUACCAAGAGUUACCAGAGGGACAGGACGAGGGGGGAGAAGAAGAGUAUCAAUCCGAGACACAAGCAGGAGAUAUGCACGACCCUGGAGAUGAAGGAGACGACGAAGUCGUCAUAGUAGAUGAUGAGGAAAAUGAUAACCAGAUGGAGCCACAGGAGCCAGAGGUGCCACCAGUGCCACAGGUAGUGGCACCUUCAGUACAGACGCCAGUCACACAGCGCUCACAGCUACCUUUCCAUGCCAUGGAGCGUCAGGUGUCCUGCACAAGAACACAACUUGCUCCGUUUGUACUAGCGGGUCAUGCUGGAGGGUUUGAGGAUGGUGAGGACUGUAUUGUUCCCAGCACCCCGACACUGUUUGUACCUAACAGAGGGGAUGGAGGCUUUGCGGAGGCUGUCAGCUCCCCACAGAUCCCACAUCAACGAUUUACUUUCACCAGUAACACAGAAGCCAUCGCUCACCAUGACCUUGGCCAGCUGGAGUCCCAGGAAGCUCUAGGAAUGGAUGACACUCAGGUGGACUUAUCUCAGUUAGAGGAAGGACAAGGACAUAGCGUACCUACCACUCCUAUCCAGCAAGCUCCUACAGUGGCAACAUCUGGAGAAUCAGCUGAUCCUAUUCCAGCAGCCAGUGUUGUGGACGACACUCUGACAACAGACAGUGGCCCCGAGAUCAUCACAACUGACACAGCUGGAGAAAGUACUCCUGACAUUUCAUCAUCAGCAGCCAAAGUGGAACCAUCGGAGGCGAGUGGGGGACCAGAGAGCGAGUCAGCAACAGCGGGGCCAUCAUCUGCUGGCAGUGACCCCCAAUCCUCUGCUUUUGGACAAGCUGUUGACAAAUCUGAUGCUGGAAAAGCUAAAAAGAUUCAGCCAAUAGUGUGGGAGCAGACAGGCAUGCAAAUACAAACGGUGUCCCACACCCAGCCGCCUCAGCAGAUGAGAGGGCGAGGAAGUAUACGAGUGGCAGGACAGACAAGAGGAAUGAUGCAACACCCUAGAGGUCACCGGGGUUACAAUAGGCCACGGGCACCGACACCACGAGGGACACGUAACAUGAGGGGUGGCAGAGGGGGUAAUUACAGACCACCAAUGUACUAGGGAGUCUUGCCAAGGUACUUGGAGUCAGAUUCACAAAGACAUGCAAGCAGAUCUUAGUUUCCAAGAUCUUGGACUUUCAAACUUCUGACAUCAAACAACUUCUGUUUUAGAUUUUAGUGUAGAGCUUUGUGAAUGGUAGAUGUAAAUGAAAAACGGCUGAAUUUAUUUGGUAAAGUGUAAUGAUAAUGGUUGUGUGAAUGAUGUCUAUAUGCUGGGCUCGACCAAGAAUUACAGGAUGUAACAAUAGAAAGUUUCAGUAGAGCUUCAACAAAAUAACAUUCUGUAUGAUACAUAUGAAAUAAAAGGAUGAAAUAGUUUUCACGAUUUUCCUACAGUCCUGCUGCAAUUUUCUGUUUUGAAUAUAGCUUUUGAUGUAUCUCUUUCAUGAACUUGAUUAUCAAUGGAGUGUUUUGUGCAACAAUAUUUGACAUUAAAAAUCGCUCAUCAUGUUUGACAUUUGUCAAAAUCUCUUGAAUGGUGACAUUUCUGUAUCUAGAGAUACAAAUCAGGCAUUAGACAAUACAUAUUGAUAUGUAGAAAGCAGUGUUUUGAACAAGUAACGUCACAGGAAAAGUAUUUGUGAUAUUGUUAGCGGACUGUGUAAUGAUUUAGAAUGUAACUUUGAUAUGACAUGUAGUGUGAGGGUCAAGGCCAAUAAAUAGUGAGAGAGACCGAUUGUAAUGUUAACUUAGAUUAUAAAUGUGCAUAAAUCAUGCUUCGUUUUCCAUUUAAAAUAUCAUUGAAAAAUAAAAACACACACAAAGAUUU
Ylistrum balloti is the source of this 7884-nucleotide messenger RNA. Its product is annotated as nucleoprotein TPR-like. The transcript has 62 exons. Gene Ontology annotation, cellular component: nuclear pore. Lineage: Eukaryota; Metazoa; Mollusca; Bivalvia; Pectinida; Pectinidae. The coding region runs from base 1 to 7116 and encodes 2371 amino acids. Gene Ontology annotation, molecular function: structural constituent of nuclear pore. Gene Ontology annotation, biological process: mRNA export from nucleus; protein import into nucleus. The record is from RefSeq and is a predicted model, not a curated record.